AUGGUUAGGGCCGUGGGAGUGAGAGGAUCAGGAAGCAGAGGAGGAGAAGGCGGCGAAGACAGAAUCUCCCAACUUCCUGAAGAAAUCAUUCACUCCAUCCUCAAUCGCCUGAAAUCUCCAGAGGAAGCUGCCGGAACCAGCGUGCUGUCGAGAAGAUGGCUCCAACUCUGGCGACGCUACCCUUUCUUCGAGUUCAAGCACUCAAAAUAA
Molecule: messenger RNA, 210 nt
Organism: Linum trigynum
Lineage: Eukaryota; Viridiplantae; Streptophyta; Magnoliopsida; Malpighiales; Linaceae
Source: the annotation of a GenBank genome assembly